CUUGUGGGGAGGCUUAGGACGGGCGGGCGCAAUCCUCGAAGGGGUGUCUCAGCGACCAUGGAGGGCACCAUCCACUAGAUGUCAGGCUGAAGGAGAUGAUGAAACUCUGCAAGCCCAAGAACAUGGGGCAAGAGGAGACACAGGAAGCGACGCUGUCCCCACAGGGACCCCUGCCAGCCAGGCCACCCGCAACGGUGUGGGAGGUGAGCGCCGGUGCCCCCCGGCGGUCCAGCGGCAGGACGCCCCGAGCAGCCUGGUCUAGGAGGCUUACCACAGCCAUCAAGGGAUACUGGACCACCCGCCCUUCCUUCUCCACCAUCUACUUCCUCUUUGCCAUCUUUGUGGUGUCCACCGUCUUCCACUGCCACCAGCGCCUGGCUCUAGUGCCCGCACCCUGGGCAUACUCAGCCCGUGUGGUCCUGGCCCCCAGACACCUCCCCCGGGAGGGCCUGUUCACCAUCAACUCCAAGGGCCGCCUGGGGAACCAGAUGGGCGAGUACGCCACACUGUACGCCCUGGCCAAGCUGAACGGGCGGCCCGCCUUCAUCCCUGCCCAGAUGCACAGCGCCCUGGCCCCCAUCUUCAGAAUCACCCUGCCAGUGCUGCACAGCUCCACGGCCAGCAGGAUCCCCUGGCAGAACUACCACCUGAACGACUGGAUGGAGGAGGAGUACCGCCACAUCCCGGGGCGCUAUGUUCGCCUCACGGGCUACCCCAGCUCCUGGACCUUCUACCACCACCUCCGCCACGAGAUCCUCCAGGAGUUCACCCUGCACGACCACGUGCGCGAGGAGGCCCAGAGGUUUCUGCGGGGCCUGCAGGCCAGGUGGGCGGAACAGGCGACCUUCGUGGGGGUCCAUGUGCGCCGGGGGGACUACGUCCAUGUCAUGCCGCGCGUGUGGAAGGGGGUGCUGGCCGACCGGGGCUACCUGCAGCGGGCCCUGGACUGGUUUCGGGCCCGUUACCACCUCCCGGUCUUUGUGGUCGCCAGCGAUGACAUGGCCUGGUGCCGGGAAACCAUCAACAGCUCCCUCGGGGACGUGGUAUUCGCCGGGAAUGGCCUCCAGGGCUCACCUGCCAGGGACUUUGCACUGCUGACACAGUGCAACCACACCAUCAUCACCGUGGGCACCUUUGGAACCUGGGCUGCCUACCUCACGGGUGGGGACACCAUCUACCUGGCCAACUUCACGCGGCCGCACUCCCCCUUCAACCUGGUCUUUAGGCCACAAGCAGCCUUCCUGCCAGAGUGGGUGGGCAUGGCGGCUGACCUGGGACAGGCUGGACAGAACAGCCUCUAGCUAGCCCUGCAAGUGCCUGGCCCUCAUCCUCUGACUGAGGGGCAGUGAGUAGGGGGUGUGGGGCAGACUCGCGGUCCCACACUACAGCUGAAUGAGUUUGGAUAACUGACUCAACCUCUCUGUGCCUUAGCAUGUCGGUCACAAAAUGCACAAAGCACAGAACUUAUGCCAGUAGCAGUUCGUGGGAGCUCAGCAAAUUCGCUUAGAGCCAGUGCGUCGUGAAUGCGUGGGAGGCGUCAGCUGCUCACGUUUUCAGGGUGCCAGGAACGUUUGCAUUGCUUUCCAAUGGAAACGUAGUUUUGCCCUCUCCUUCCUGCAGCAGUGGUAGGAGAGAGCCCAGGUAUUUUGCACUCACCUCCUGCGAUGAAGCCAUUCCUGGCCUGAAGGGCAGGGGAACUCAAUUUUCUGGGCAACUGGGAAUUUUGGCUUUGGAAUUAGUCGGCCUUAUCAUGAAAGAAUAUGAGGG
Molecule: messenger RNA, 1767 nt
Organism: Saimiri boliviensis boliviensis (Bolivian squirrel monkey)
Lineage: Eukaryota; Metazoa; Chordata; Mammalia; Primates; Cebidae
Source: RefSeq, a predicted model, not a curated record